Molecule: messenger RNA, 2378 nt
Organism: Vanrija pseudolonga
Lineage: Eukaryota; Fungi; Basidiomycota; Tremellomycetes; Trichosporonales; Trichosporonaceae
Gene: LYS3
Product: Saccharopine dehydrogenase [NADP(+), L-glutamate-forming]
Exons: 6
Coding region: 24-2294 (756 amino acids)
Cellular component (GO): cytoplasm
Molecular function (GO): saccharopine dehydrogenase activity
Source: RefSeq, a predicted model, not a curated record
AUCUCUCCAGAAAAACAUUAAAAAUGUCGGCUGCUCCGCUCACUCACCCCUCCAUCGUUGACGGCUGGUUCCGCGAGAUUUCUUCGCAGUGGCCUGGCCAGGCCAUGACCAUCAAGGUCAAGAAGAUUCUCCACCACGAGAAGUCGCUCUUCCAGGAUGUCCUCGUCUUCGAGUCGGAGACCUACGGCAACGUCCUCGUCCUCGACGGCGCCAUCCAGGUUUCGGAGCGUGACGAGUUCUCGUACCAGGAGAUGAUCACCCACCUCCCCAUCAACUCGCACCCCAACCCCGAGCAGAUCCUUGUCAUCGGCGGUGGUGACGGUGGUGUCAUCCGUGAGGCCCUCAAGCACAAGUCGGUCAAGAAGGUCACCCUUUGCGACAUUGACGAGGCCGUCAUCCGCGUCUCCAAGCUCUACCUCCCCGAGCUCUCCAAGUGCUACAACGACCCCCGUGUCGAGGUCUUCAUCGGCGACGGCUUCAAGUUCCUCCCCCAGCACGAGAACGAGUACGACGUCAUCAUCACCGACUCGUCGGACCCCGUCGGCCCCGCCGCCGCCCUCUUCGAGGCCCCCUACUUCACCCUCCUUGAGCGCGCACUCAAGGCCGGUGGUCACAUGUCGACCCAGGGCGAGUGCCUCUGGCUCCACCUCCCCCUCAUCAACGACCUCCGUCUUACCACCAAGAAGAUCUUCCCCGUUGCCGAGUACGCCUACACCACCAUCCCCACCUACCCCUCGGGCUCGAUCGGUUUCCUCGUCUGCUCCAAGGAGCCUACCCGUGACCUCACCAAGGCCCUCCGCACCGUCCCCGACACCAAGUACUACAACUCGGAGAUCCACUCGGCCUCGUUCGUUCUCCCCGAGUUCGGCAAGGUCAUGAUCGAGACCGGCAAGAACAUCCUCCCCGUCUUCGGUGGUGUCCGCCCCGGAGAGUCGACCACUCAGCAGUCGGGCAAGAAGGUCCUCCUCCUCGGCUCGGGCCUCGUUGCCGAGCCCGCCGCCAAGUACCUCACUGAGCGCGGCCACCAGCUCACCAUCGGCUGCCGUACCCUCGCCACCGCCCAGGAGCUCGCUUCGGGCCUCGAGAACGCCACCCCCAUCUCGGUCGACGUCUCGUCCCCCGAGGCUCUCCGCGCCGCCGUCAAGGGCAACGACGUUGUCAUCUCGCUCGUCCCCUACGCCCACCACCGUGCCGUCAUGGAGGCCGCCCUCGCUGAGAAGGCCCACGUCGUCACCACCUCGUACAUCAACCCCCAGAUGCGCGAGCUCGACCAGCAGUUCAAGGACGCUGGCCUCACCUGCUUCAACGAGAUUGGUCUUGACCCCGGAGUUGACCACCUCUACGCCGUCAAGAUCAUUGACGACGUCCACAAGGCCGGCGGCAAGGUCAAGUCGUUCUACUCGUACUGCGGUGGCCUUACCGAGCCCGCUGCCUCGGACAACGCCCUCGGCUACAAGUUCUCGUGGUCGCCCGUCGGUGUCCUCCUCGCCCUCAAGAACAACGGUCGCUUCCUCAAGGACGGCAAGCCCGCUGACGUCAAGGGUGGCCGUGAGCUCAUGGAGUUCGCCAAGCCUUACUACUUCACCCCCGCGUACAACCUUGUCGCCUACCCCAACCGCGACUCGUCCGUCUUCCGCGAGUUCUACAACAUCCCCGAGGUCCAGAACCUCAUCCGCGGCACCAUGCGCUACGGCGGCUUCUGCGAGGUCGUCUCGGCCUGGACCGACCUCGGCCUCCUCGAGGACACCCCCAACCCCCUCGUUGCCGCCAACGCCGCUCCCCUCACCUGGCUCGAGCUCACCGCCAAGCUCCUUGGCGUCGAGGCCGACUCUUCGGCUGUCUCGGCCAAGAUCCUCGCCCUCCCCUCCAUCCCCAAGGGCCAGGAGAAGAUCAUCCUCCAGAAGUUCGCUUCGCUCGGCCUCCUCUCGGACGAGAAGGUUGCCGGCAAGGAGACCCUCCUCCGCACCCUCUCCAACCUCCUCGAGUCCAAGUGCCAGUUCCAGCCCGGAGAGGUCGACCUUGUCCUCCUCCAGCACACCUUCGAGGUCGUCCGCGCCGACGGCAAGGAGGAGACGAUUGUCGCCUCGCUCGAGGAGUACGGCUCGCGCACUGGCGGCCCCUCGGCCAUGGCCAAGCUCGUCGGUGUUCCUUGCGGUCUUGCCGUCCAGCUCAUCCUCGAGGGCGCCCUCAACAAGCCCGGUGUCCACGCUCCUUACGACGAGCCCACCGCCAAGCUCUUCCGUGACCGCCUCGAGAAGGAGGAGGGCAUCAACAUGGUCGAGAAGGUCUUCUAAGUCGUAGUUAUUAUUCAUAGCACUAAAAGCGGACCGAAAGGGAUGCAAAGUAACGCACUUGCAUGAUGACAACGGGUGUGUGGU